AGGUCUGGUGUCUCCUACAUCUUUUAUCUACAGACUGACCAAUACUGACCAAUAUCUCGGACCGACCAAGGAACCAAGACCGAUCACGCCCUGCACCACCUGGUGUCUCCUGGAUCGUAUUUUGACCGCGUCGAAACCUUUCGGUCUACGAUUAGACUCCGCAGCAUCCCGGAAGCACCAAAUCUGUCGGGGUGUAAUAGAAAGGUGAUCAGAAGGACACCACAGCAGCCCCUCUGUAAUGUCAUCAGAGGGCAGGACAGAUAUCGGUGGAAUUAAGUGCAAGUGAAUCUCGAAUCGUGCGGUUACUUAUUAACUGGUAUAUCGAACGCCAUGUCCAGCAAGGAGGUGUCGAGCAGUCACCCUGCUCAGUACGUGGGGCCGUACCGUCUGGAGAAGACCCUGGGGAAGGGCCAAACAGGUCUGGUGAAGUUGGGCGUCCACUGUAUUACAGGACAGAAAGUGGCCAUAAAGAUCGUGAACAGAGAAAAGCUCUCCGAAUCCGUACUCAUGAAGGUGGAGAGAGAGAUCGCAAUUCUGAAGCUAAUCGAGCAUCCUCAUGUUCUCAAGCUGCACGACGUGUAUGAGAAUAACAAAUAUCUGUAUCUGGUGCUGGAGCACGUGUCUGGUGGCGAACUCUUCGACUACCUGGUGAAGAAAGGCAGACUGACCCCGAAAGAAGCGCGUAAAUUCUUCAGGCAGAUCAUCUCAGCGCUGGAUUUCUGCCACAGUCAUUCCAUAUGUCACAGAGAUCUGAAACCAGAAAACCUCCUACUGGAUGAGAAGAACAACAUCCGGGUGGCAGACUUUGGCAUGGCUUCUCUACAGGUGGGAGACAGCCUGCUGGAGACGAGCUGCGGGUCUCCUCAUUACGCCUGUCCUGAAGUGAUUAGGGGGGAGAAGUACGAUGGUCGCAGGGCAGACGUCUGGAGCUGUGGCGUCAUCCUGUUUGCUUUGCUUGUGGGCGCGCUGCCGUUCGACCACGAUAACCUGCGGCAGCUGCUGGAAAAGGUGAAGAGCGGCGUCUUCCACAUGCCUCAUUUCAUACCUCCGGACUGCCAGGCUCUCCUCCGGGGCAUGAUCGAGGUCAACUCUGAAAAACGCCUCACGUUGGAAGCAAUACAGAAACACCCCUGGUACAUCGGAGGCCGUAACGAGCCGUGUCCGGAACAGCCUCCUCCGCGGCGGGUAUGCGUGAAGAGGAUCCUGUCCCUGACCGAGCUGGACCCCGACGUGCUGGACAGUAUGCACUCCCUCGGCUGCUUCAGAGAUCGGGUCAAGCUCACCCGGGACCUUCAGUGUGAAGAAGAGAACCAGGAGAAGAUGAUCUACUAUCUGCUGCUGGACAGGAAGGAGCGCUACCCCAGCUAUGAGGACGAGGACCUCCCACACAGGAAUGAUGUUGAUCCUCCCCGUAAGCGCGUGGACUCGCCCAUGCUGACCCGUCACGGCCGAUGCCGGCCCGAGAGGAAGAGCCUGGAGGUGCUGAGCGUGACAGAUCAGGGCUCCCCCACACCACCCCGCAGAGCUCUGGAUACCUCAGCACACAGCCAGAGAUCUCGCUCGGUGAGCGGAGCUUCGACCGGUCUGUCGUCCAGCCCACUGAGCAGCCCCAGAAGUCCGGUUUUCACGUUCAGCCAGUCUGAGGUGACCUCUGCCUCUGCCGCCAAAACCAAAGACGCCAAACCGGGAAGCGGCGCCUCUCCCCGGGCGGCGCAGCAUCAGCCCGACCCCAAAACCCAGACCCUGCCGUCCAAGGCCGCCACGGAGCGGCCGCACCUGCAGUCCAUGAAGUCUUUGCCCCUGCAGACGCCGCCCUCCCCCUCCCCCUCGCCGUCUCCGCUCCUGUCCCCCAUCCCUCGCUUCUUCUUCUUCCCCGCGCCCUCGGUUCUGAAGUCCGUCACUAAGUCCAUCUAUCCUAACUCUGCCCAUGUGUCGCAGGUCACGCCCCAGGACUCCCCACUCCAUACCCCCUCGGGGACCCCCCAGCACCCCCCUCCCACCCCGCCCUCCUCCUCCUCCUCCUCUUCCUCCUCGCGGGCUGACGGGGGCGGGGCUGGCGGCGGUGUGGGCGGUGGCUCCCUGUCCCUCACUCCACCCUCAAGCCCCGGCGCAGGCGGAGGGAUGGCCGCCAGCAGCUCCGCCCACUGGAGGACGCGCCUCAACUCCUUCAAGAACAACCUGCUGGGCUCGCCGCGCUUCCACCGCCGCAAGCUACAGGUUCCUACUUCAGAGGACAUGUCCAGUCUAACCCCAGAGUCGAGUCCAGAACUGGCUAAGAAGUCGUGGUUUGGGAAUUUCAUCAGUCUGGAGAAGGAGGAGCAGAUUUUUCUUGUGAUCCGUGACAAACCACUGAGCUCCAUCAAGGCCGACAUCGUCCACGCCUUUCUCUCAAUCCCCUCACUAAGCCACAGCGUGGUCUCCCAGACCAGUUUUCGGGCGGAAUACAAAUCCUCUGGCGGAUCCUCAGUCUUCCAGAAGCCGGUCAAGUUCCAGGUGGACAUCGGAUUCUCUGAGGGGGAGAGAGAACGAGAGCGGGAGAGAGAGGGGAAAAGGGAGGCCGGAAUCUUUAGUGUCACCUUCUCCCUCAUAUCAGGACCCAGUCGCAGGUUUAAGAGAGUGGUGGAGACCAUCCAGGCUCAACUUCUCAGCACUCACGACCAGCCGUCUGUACAGACACUUGCCGAUGAGAAGAACGGGAUUUCCUCUCGCUCGCCGGGCACCCCCACUCGUCAGAACUCGCGCCGCUCCGAAGGGGGUGGAGACCGUAGCGAGAGGGCGGAGCGAGGAGAAGGAUCCGGCAGCGCUAACAGCCUCCAGCGCAGAGGGUCGAGCAAGGACAAGACACGGAUUCCUUCCUCUAACGGUACGCAGGCUCAGCCUUGAGAGGACUCUCCGGAAAUGAUGAUGCGGCGCUCUCGCUCCGUUCAUCACCCCCCCACCCCCCCAUUCCCCUGUCGACAAAAAAACCCCUUGAUUCUUUAGUCACAGACACUUAAUGCAGCCUGGGAGGAAAAAAACUUUCCCUGGAAAUGAAAAUGGACUUUCGUACUCACCGACUUAUUGAAAUGCUUGAAAAUACGAGAGAAUCUGGGGCAAAGUGUUCGCAACGAUGUCACACACGCCUCAAACAUGCAGACGAGACGUAAAGUGGACCAGAAAACAUGAGGCGGAAGAGAAACGUGAGGAACGUCUCUGUCUCAUCAUCACCGCUGCCAUCGCGACCGGAACUCACUUUUCACACGUCAGUUCAGAACGGACGGCACAAAGAAAGCGCGAAGGACAAAACAGAAUCCUGAACGAACGACACUCUCGGAAACACGUUCACCAGAUCCAGGACUAGAUGAAAGAUUGUAUUUGUAAGAAGGACGACCUAGCAGGGAUGGUCAAACCCCAGCAACCUAUGAGGGGGCAUUGCAAAUUACUUAGGUUCUGCUAAAAUCACACCGCAAGUAAACAUGGAACAUAAAUAGUUAGAGGAAAAAAUGAGAACAAAAAAAGCUAAAGAACAAAACAACCCUGCAGCUAUUAAUGAAUGUCAAACUAAUUAACUUAUGAGUAUUUAUUUAUUUAUUUGUUUAUUUGCACAAUAUGUUUGAGUACCUUUAUUUUUUAUUUAUUUAUUUAUUUAUGUAUUUAUUUAUUGAUUUUUUAUUUAUUAAGCUACAGACCUGAGCAGAUGGAGAAGUAUCGCCUUUGUUUCAUUCCCAAACAUUAAAAACAUCAGGAAAUCUUUUGUCAAUUUCA
Molecule: messenger RNA, 3744 nt
Organism: Trichomycterus rosablanca
Lineage: Eukaryota; Metazoa; Chordata; Actinopteri; Siluriformes; Trichomycteridae
Gene: brsk1b
Product: BR serine/threonine kinase 1b
Exons: 19
Coding region: 331-2883 (850 amino acids)
Biological process (GO): protein phosphorylation; microtubule cytoskeleton organization; intracellular signal transduction
Cellular component (GO): cytoplasm
Molecular function (GO): tau-protein kinase activity; protein serine/threonine kinase activity; ATP binding
Source: RefSeq, a predicted model, not a curated record